AUGGCAGACAACAAACAGGAGCUCAUCGCUCAGUUUACCAACGUAACUGGUAUUGACGAAGACAGGGCAAAGUUUUUCUUGGAAUCUGCAGCAUGGGAUCUUCAGUUGGCUAUGGCUAGUUUUUAUGAAGAGGGAGAUGCAGAAGGGGAGACAACUGGACAUAUACAGCAGGAGACUGCUCCACCAGCUAGGGAAACUUCUUCAUCAAAAUUCACAACUUUUUCCAACAUAAGUGUCACUGGAGGUGACGAUUCAGAUGAAGGCCAAGCCUUUUAUGCUGGCGGAUCAGAAACCAGUGGUCAACAGAUAAUUGGGCCUCCAAAACGGAAAUCAGAAGAUGUUGUUGAACACUUGAUGAAGUCAGCCAAGGAACAUGGUGCUGAAGUGGCGGAAUCCUCAUCAGGGAGCAGCCAAAAGAUGAAGAAUAGGCCAGCAUUUCGAGGCACUGGUUAUAAACUAGGAGAGACAGAUGGGGCGUCAGAAGCCAUACAGGGAGAAGCAUUAGAUGCUGGCCCUAGACAGGUAGAUGUUGUAUUAAAACUUUGGAAAAAUGGAUUUAGUGUAGACAAUGAGCCACUGAGAGAUUUCAAUAACCCAGCAAAUAAAGAAUUCUUGGAGAGCAUAUCUAAGGGAGAGGUUCCACGAGAGUUAAUCCGCAUGGCACGAGGAGGGGAGGUGAAUUUAAAUAUGGAGGACCACAGGGAAGAGGAGUAUGUCAAACCUAAACAGUCUCUGAAGGCUUUCUCUGGGGAAGGACACAUGCUCGGAAGCCCUGCGCCAAAGGUAAUGACAAAUGCUUCAACUGCUUCAGGAACAGCCUCAGCUCCUCCUGUAGAGGUGGAUUCAUCUAAACCGCUCACAAACAUACAGAUCAGACUAGCAGAUGGAUCAAGGUUAGUGGCCAAGUUCAAUCAUUCACAUGUUGUUGGAGACAUCAGAAGUUAUAUUUUGGGACAGCGACCCCAAUAUGCAGGCUCAUCAUUUGUUCUCAUGACCACAUUUCCCAAUAAAGAGUUGACAGACGAGAAGCAGACACUGGAAGAGGCCAAGCUGCUGAAUGCAGUCAUUGUGCAGAGGCUGAAAUGAUGAGGGAUACAUUCGUGACAGACCACAGAGGUUGUGCUCCUCUCAUAGACACUGCUUUGCGAUCAGUGUUCGUGUACCAGUAUGGUUCAUCUGGCAGUUUAUUUCCUCUGCAAAGCUGUGUACCAGCAAGCUGACUUCUCUUCAUGGCCAUAUAUAUCAUUUGCCAACAUUUUCACCGAAUUUAGAGGAAUUCCCUUGUUCUCAGUCGGGGGGUAGGGGGAAGAUGUACGUGAAGUUCAGCCAUGAUCAGCCUUGAGUGUACUCUGCCAUGUGUUUUCUCAUGGCAAAUUGAUACCUGAAAUUCAUAGAAAUAUCCACUGGAGGUUAAUUUAUUUAUUGAGAUAACUCUGGCCAGGGUGGACAUUUCUGAUGCAGAUAAAGUGCUGUAAAGUGAAAAGACUGUACAUAUUUGCAGCUUUAGUUAGUUGUUUCUUGUAAUAAAAUCUGUUCAUAAUUAUCAGUCUCCACUUGAUUGUUGUUAACAUUAUAGCUAUUGCAUAAACUCAACAAUAAAGAUUUUGUACAGUUUGUGAUGAUUUAAUGUUUCUCAUAGACUAGAUAUCCCACAGAAAUGUACUUAUUAAAGAGCAGGGCGGAAGCAAAAAGGAUUAUCGAGAUGUAUAAACAACUAAGUGCUUACAAAAAUGUUAGUGCACAUAGUCUGACUCCAACAGAACUGAAAUGGACUAAUGUAUGAGCAUACAUAGAACACUUCAGGGGUAUGGACAAACUAGUAUAAAACUGUAAGUGUUAUGUACAUGCAGUACACAAGUGUUGACAAACUUACAGUGACUAAAGUUAACCAGAUUUCAACAUCUCUGUCCAUCAUGGCGGAUAUUUUAUAUAUUCAAACUUCAUUUUGUGCGUCUUGAAGAUAGUUUAAAUAACAAGCACAAUCAAACUAUGGUGACCAAGAACAAAUUAUUCCCCAACUUUCAUUUCUGCUUACACAUGUAGAGGCAAAUGGCAAAAUUGGGGGGGCGGGAAACAAACCCCACAUGUAUCUAUCUACCUUUCGUAGAAAAACAGACCGGUAAUGUUUACUACACCUCCUGACAUUGGCUAUCUUAGAAAUGAUAUAAGUAUCAGUCACACUGUCAGUACAAGUAGCUGAGGCCAGCAGUUGAAGUGUUUUUGGAGUUUCGUAUGUAGCAUUUCUAUGCACAAGUUAAAAUCUGAGAGACUAUAAACAAUUACACAGUAUUAAAACACACUGUAAUGAACCAUCUUCUACAUACUCUGGAUAUAAAUGUUGUAAUAAUGUGUACAUUACAGGUCUAUUACAGAACAUGAGAGCAACACACACUACAUUUAUGUACACAAUACGAGUUCACAGGGUGGUUGAAACUGUUGAUAUGGGAUGUAUAUUUACACUUAUGCUUUCUUGGACAUGGGACAAUACAAACAUGGAUGAAAGCCCAUUGGUUUGUAACAGUAACUUUUAUCAUAGCUUCCUAACUUGGACAUGCGAAGGAAUUGACAGUUCACUGAUGGCAAGCAUUAUACGAUAAUACCUGUCCACAGAACAUGUUAUAUGUAUUCGUAAGUAGUCACACAUAUAUUAUAAGCACAGUAACUUCUAACAGCAGAUUAGUCGUUGUACACAUGUAUUAAGUAUAGGCUGUUACUCAUAUUACACAAGUACAGGUAAAUGUAAAUAUGUAAAUGCUGCUUCAUGGAAGCAAAAAGGCAUUUUUAGUCUUUUCAUAUCGUUUCUAUUUACAAGUAUGCACUUUUGGGGACUUGCAUUUGCUAUGCAUGUAGCCUUGAAAUUGGCUAUGCUGAUAAAUUUUAUUUAAAAACAAAGAUAAAUUAGAAACACCAGUAAAAUGCAUCCAAACGGACUUUUUUUUUUUUUUUUUUUACACAUACACCUGUGACUGGGUAUAGUCAUGGUAUUUGUGUGAUAUACCACUGUAACCUGUUAAACAGCGCAGCAAGACUCAAUCGAAAAUUUUAACAUCCACAACCACAAAGUGUGCUACUUAAACAAGAAACUACAGUACAAAGAAUAAUAUAAUCAAAAUCUCAUUGAUAAUAUAUCUAUGGCCAGUAAAGAUGAAGAAUCUCUUUUUUUUUUUUUUCUCUUUUUGGCAAGAUGGAAAUUGAACAUCAUGAUAUGUGGAUCUCAAUUCUUGGUGACGAGGUUUACUGGUUGGUUGAUUUAAGAAUUUAAGAACAAAGGCCGAGUCCUCAAAGCCAUUUCUGAAGAGUCAAAAUUUUAAAUGAGAUCUUAAUAUUUUUCCGCUUUAGUAAUUAAAAUUUUAUUCACCUCAUCAAAAUCAUCCCAAGACAAAUGCGUCAACAUUUCAACUUUCAGUACCAAAAAUUAAGCUUUGUGAAGCGGUUUCAAAUUUUGACUCUUGUCAGAAACGGCUUUGUGGAAUCGGCCCCUAAUGCACAGCAGGCAGCAGGGAGCUGUGUUACCGUGUUAACUUUCUGUCACUAACAUCUCUUUAUCCGAUUAUUUACAAUUGAAUCAUGUAAGAAAUAGAUUGGGUAAAUGGAUAGGCAUAAAGUUUAUGCAAUCAGUCAUUCCAAUAAUUCAGUCCAAUUUUAUGUGUUUGAAUUUGAAAUGUGACUGGCAUAAGAUUGGAUUAAAAUAUAGAAUAUAAACAAAAAUUAACACUUAGUCUAUAAGAAAUAAAUUAAAAUACAAAAUCACAAUUUUAUGAGUAUAAAAACAAUAAACAGUGGAGAAUUUUACAAAUUAAAAUCGACACUCUCUACACGAGUCCUGAAAAGUUUCAACUGCACUGCCAGAAAUCAGUCCAUGAUUUAUACCCAAUUUCUUGUCAUUCUGAUAGUAUGACAGCCACACAUAGAUUCACCUGCAUUUAACCUAUCGGGAAGUGCAAUGAAAUAUCUUUGAUAGACAACAUGGCACAACCUGUUGAACACAGCUAAACAGACUGUAAUGCAGCUCUCAGACUACCAUCAGCUGCUAACCACACCAUAAAGGGAAUGGGUAAGAACACACAAAAUCAGUUUGUUAACACCAAAGAGUGUAUUAGAUUGAUUCCGUUAAAAAUU
Messenger RNA from Liolophura sinensis, 4119 nucleotides. RefSeq names its product NSFL1 cofactor p47-like. The transcript has 10 exons. Bases 1 to 1086 code for a protein of 361 amino acids. NCBI's taxonomy places the organism in Eukaryota, Metazoa, Mollusca, Polyplacophora, Chitonida, Chitonidae. Gene Ontology annotation, molecular function: ubiquitin binding. Gene Ontology annotation, cellular component: nucleus; cytosol. The record is from RefSeq and is a predicted model, not a curated record. Gene Ontology annotation, biological process: autophagosome assembly; Golgi organization; proteasome-mediated ubiquitin-dependent protein catabolic process.